AUGCCAGGAGACGGAGAUGACCGCGCUGCGCUAGUCAACCGACAGCUGCCAGAGAUGACACUGUCAACAGCAGACAACCCUCUCACAGCGCCCAAACCACCCCCACACGACCUUUCUACCGCACAAAGAGCUCAGUAUAGGUUCCAGGUCAAGGGAAACGCAGUUAUCACUGGUGGCGCAGGUACACUUGCACUUGAAGCCGCGCAGGCGCUCCUCGAACAUGGUGCUACAGGCUUGGCCCUAUGGGACAUGAACCCGGAUCAAGCAUUCGAAAGCGUCAAGAAACUCCAUGCCAAGUUUCCCCACGCGCGCAUCAUGACCGAAGCCGUCGAUGUGCGCGACGAGAAAGCCAUUGCAUCGGCCGUAGAAAGCUCCGUCAAGGUGCUGGGCAGUAUAGACAUGCUAUGCUGCUUUGCGGGCGUCGUAGGCUGCACACACGCCAUAGAAAUGGCUGCCGACGAAUGGCGGCGCACACACGACAUCAAUCUCACAGGCUCUUUUCUCUGCGCGCAGGCUGUUGCGAAGCAAUUGCGCGCUCAAGGGACUGGAGGGAGCAUCACCUUUACUGCGAGUAUUUCUGCGCAUCAUACAAACUACCCACAGCCGCAAUGUGCAUACAACUCGUCCAAGACAGCGUUGCUAUCGCUGGCAAAGAGCUUGGCUGCUGAGUGGAGUAGCUUUGGCAUCAGAGUUAACUGCUUGAGCCCAGGCUACAUGGACACGAUACUUAACGACGGUGAUGGUUUGAUUAGAGCGCGCAAGAGCUGGAAUGAGAGGAAUCCGAUGGGCCGUAUGGGUCAUCCGUGGGAACUGACAGGGCCCCUGGUGUUGCUAUGUAGUAACGCGGGACGGUAUAUAAAUGGAACAGACAUUAUCGUGGACGGAGGAGCCAUGGUGUUCUGA
Alternaria arborescens is the source of this 903-nucleotide messenger RNA. RefSeq lists its product as hypothetical. Gene Ontology annotation, cellular component: intracellular anatomical structure. The transcript has 2 exons. Lineage: Eukaryota; Fungi; Ascomycota; Dothideomycetes; Pleosporales; Pleosporaceae. The coding region runs from base 1 to 903 and encodes 300 amino acids. The record is from RefSeq and is a predicted model, not a curated record. Gene Ontology annotation, molecular function: oxidoreductase activity, acting on NAD(P)H, oxygen as acceptor.